Molecule: messenger RNA, 862 nt
Organism: Plutella xylostella (diamondback moth)
Lineage: Eukaryota; Metazoa; Arthropoda; Insecta; Lepidoptera; Plutellidae
Source: RefSeq, a predicted model, not a curated record
GACCGCCACAAACCCAACAAAAAGGGUCCGCCCACACAACAUAUUCUCUCGAAAAAUUCCUAGACGGUUGACACAUUAUUAUCUAAAAAUAACACGACCCACGUUUCCCUCACUUGUGUUUUCCUCCCACCGGAAUACAUCAACAAAUCCGCGUCUGUGCUACGGAAAGACGUUUCAUUAAGCUUUGUAGUUGUUAGUAAAUACUAGUGGUUAUUAGCAGUGUUUUUGUGUGUAAAUCCAAGAUGGAGGGUAGAAGAAUGUCCAGCGUCCCUUCGCCGCAUGUGAGCAAGCGACUGUGUCUGGCUAUCGUGGUGUUUGUGGGAGUCAUUUGCACUAGUUUGGGCUACGUGUUGGGCAACAUGGCUCGCAUGGAGGCGCGGCGCUCCAGCGACCUGAUCACCUCCAACCUCACCACCGCCACAGACCUCCUCUACAGGAAGGCCAAGAGGAUCUCUCCCAAGACCAUCCACAUCAACAACCCCGAGAAAAUAUCCGCAAAACUCAUCGAAAUAUUCCACAGCGACUGCGCCGACUGUGGCACGAUGAAGAACUAUAAUGUGCACGAUUUUAUUAAGACAUUAGUGCAUUUUGAAGCGGCCAAGUUUAUUAGGGCUAUACAUAAUGCAUCGCUGUUUAUAGAAACGCUGAGAUAACGUUUGUUGCACUGAGGCGCCGCUAGAUGGAGCUUAUUUCAUUCGUCCUGUGCCUUUCGGAUGGAUUUUCAUCCAUUUUCGUAAAUGACCGCGGUAAAUCUUGUUUUUUUUUUAAAUAAAGGGUUAGGAUAUAACAAUAUAAAAAAGGUAUAAAGUAAUUUGAAGAAACUCACCUAUGCAUAUUUAUUACAAUAAGAUAAGGCUAGAUG